Molecule: messenger RNA, 1953 nt
Organism: Trichomycterus rosablanca
Lineage: Eukaryota; Metazoa; Chordata; Actinopteri; Siluriformes; Trichomycteridae
Product: Elongation of very long chain fatty acids protein 6-like
Exons: 5
Coding region: 49-849 (266 amino acids)
Biological process (GO): sphingolipid biosynthetic process; fatty acid elongation, saturated fatty acid; very long-chain fatty acid biosynthetic process
Cellular component (GO): endoplasmic reticulum membrane
Molecular function (GO): fatty acid elongase activity
Source: RefSeq, a predicted model, not a curated record
UCAAAUGAACCGAUUGAAAAUGAUUCAGAAGUGAAAAACGUUUAUAAGAUGAAUGAAUCGAUUCUGUAUUUCGACUUUGAGCGGCGUUUUGAUGAAAAAGCGGCUUUUAAAUGGUUUGAAGAGAACUGGACAGCAUCGUUUGUGUUGUGCAUGGUCUAUGGUGUCUUUAUUUUCCUCGGCCGUCGCUUCAUGAGAGACAGACAGAAGCUGGACCUGCGCGGACCGCUCAUGCUCUGGUCUCUCAGUCUGGCUGUAUUCAGUUUUAUGGGAACAGUGCGUACCGGAUCCUACAUGCUGAACUCUCUGACGACCGCUGGAUUCACACAAACAGUGUGUGAUUUAAACUUCUUCAGCUCCCCUGUCAGCAAGUUCUGGGCGUUUAUCUUCGUCCUGAGCAAAGUACCAGAGCUUGGUGACACCGUGUUCAUAGUUCUGCGUAAGCAGCGUCUGAUCUUUCUGCACUGGUAUCAUCACAUGACCGUGCUGCUCUACGCCUUUUACACCUAUAAGGAGCGUCCGGCGGGAGGCGGCUGGUUCGUGGUCAUGAACUUUGCCGUGCACUCGUUCAUGUACAGCUAUUACGCGAUAAAAGCGGCCGGCAUGAACCCUCCUCGACCCUGUGCCAUGCUCGUCACCUCCAUGCAGACCCUGCAGAUGGCACUGGGCCUGACGGUGAUAGCGCUCGUCUAUCUCUGGCGGACCGAUACUGUCUGUCGGUGCAGCAGCGGCGUCAUCGUGUGGGGAACCGUUAUGUAUUUUAGCUACCUGGUGCUCUUCUCCUCCUUCUUCUACCAGUCCUACCUCAGACGUGGAAAGACGGAAAUGAAUGGAGAGAGAAAAGUGAAAUAGUGUAACGUGAACAUGGUGGAGUGUAAAUCUGUAACAUGAGCGAUCAGACUGUCUUAUCUUUUUACUUUUUUAUUCCUUUUUUUAUUCCUUCCAAUUUAGUCAUAUCCAGUUGCCCCAGUUGUAAUUUUCUCAAGUGUUGCGGUCACCAGACGCUUCUUUAUCCCACCUACGAGAGAGAAGGUCUCACAGAGGACAGUACUGUGUCCAGAGAGUCACGCACUACUAUCCGUGAAUCAGCCAUCCCUCAUACGGGCACUUUGACCAGCCAGUUGAGGUUCCGAAUGCAGCAGCCUUGAGUAUCCAUUUAAUCUUAUUCUUAUUAGACACAACCAGCUGUGUCUGUAAGGGCGCCACACUGAGUGAUAGCACAGCUGACCGGCCAAUCUCAAUUGCCCCACUUCCAGGUUGCCACUGUUGGGUACUUGAGCGAGGCCGUUAACCCUUAAUUGCUCAAGAUUGUAGCAGUUGUAGCCUAGCAGUUAAGGUACCGCACUAGUAAUCGAAAGGUUGCUGGUUUAAGCACCACCACUUAAAGUUUGCCACUGUUGGGCCCUUGAGCAAGGCCCUUAACCUUGUAUUGCUUAGACAAUAUAUUAUCACAGUACUGUAUGUCGCUUUGGAUAAAAGCGUCCGUUAAACGUGUCUUAUAUGUAGUUGUAGCCUAUUGGUUAAGGUACCAGACUAGUAAUCGAAAGGUUGCUGGUUCAAGCAUCGCCACUGCCAGGUUGCCCCUGUUAGGUUCUUGAGCAAGGCCCUUAACCCUCAGUUGCUUUAGAUGAAGCAUCUGCUAGAUGCUAAAAAUGUCAACGUAGCACAUUAGACCACUCCACCAGCUAUUGAUAAUUCUCUUCUCCUAUUAAUAAUGCACGUCUAGUUAAAACCAUGUUUACAGAAUGGUGCCCACUUUAGAGGCCACACUGGACACGCUGGCCCUGCAGUCCUUUCAUGGGAGUGCUGCUCUUCAGGGUUACAUUAAAAUUUGUUGGGGUUUUUUGUUGUUUUUUGUUUGGUAAAUUAAAAACACUCACUGAAGACUCUUGUAUGACUCCUAUUGAAUACUUACAUGUGUUGUCCUGUGUUAAAAUUAAAAUAACCACAAGAAUA